Messenger RNA from Spinacia oleracea (spinach), 4742 nucleotides. RefSeq names its product auxin response factor 7. Bases 691 to 4278 code for a protein of 1195 amino acids. NCBI's taxonomy places the organism in Eukaryota, Viridiplantae, Streptophyta, Magnoliopsida, Caryophyllales, Amaranthaceae. The record is from RefSeq and is a predicted model, not a curated record. Gene Ontology annotation, cellular component: nucleus. Gene Ontology annotation, molecular function: DNA binding. The transcript has 13 exons. Gene Ontology annotation, biological process: regulation of DNA-templated transcription; response to hormone.
UAGAGGGACCUGCUCCAGUCUGUUGAAUGUCGGCUUCUUCCUUCUUCUUCUCCUUCAAAAGCUGCUUUCCUCUUCCUUUCUAUUUUCUCGACACUUUUAUUCCCCCCCCCCCCCCCCUCUCUUUCUCUCUCUUCCCUCACCCACCUUACUUUCUCUCUCCUCCAUUGAAACACCUCUUUCCGACGCAACAAGCUGAAGUGAACUUUUAUUGGACUGAGUUUUUUCAGCUGAAAGUUUGCUUUUUUCUGCGAAAUUACAUGAUUUAAGGAAGUGGGUAUUGCUUUAAAUUUGAUUGGUUUGAAGAAAUAGUUUGUUAAUCUAUGUGAUAUCUGGGGGGAAAUCCCAACUUUUAUCGACGCUUUUCUGGGUUUGUUUAUGAAGGAGUUGAACUCUUAAUGGCGGUUCAAUUUGAGCACGAUUGUUUCGGAAAAUUCUGGGUUUCUUUUGAAGGAAUUGAACUGUGAAAAUGGUGGUAUAAUUUGAAAUUUUUGAGCAAGAUUAUUGUUGCUGGAAUUUGAUUUCUGGGCUGAUUUGGUGAAUGUGGGUGUAGUGAAUUAGUGAUAUGAAGGCAAUGUUGAAGAUGAUUGUUCUGGGUUUGAAGUUGUAGUGAGCAAAUAAAAAUUUGUGGAUUUUUUUCUGUUGGGAAUUAUUAAUUGGGUUUGAUUGUCAAAAAGAAGGGCUUUGAUAAUCAUGAAAGCUCCUUCAAAUGGUCUCGUGGCUAAUCCUGGAGAAGAAGGAAGGGCCAUUAAUUCAGAGUUGUGGCAUGCUUGUGCUGGACCACUGGUUGCUGUGCCUCCUGUUGGAAGCCUUGUGGUUUACUUCCCACAAGGCCACAGUGAGCAAGUGGCAGCCUCUAUGCAAAAGGAGACCGAUGGAAUCCCGAGCUAUCCGAAUCUUCCGUCCAAGUUGAUUUGUGUGCUCCAUAGUGUCACACUACAUGCUGACCCUGAAACUGAUGAGGUGUACGCACAAAUGACCCUUCAACCUGUUAAUAAGUAUGACAGGGAUGCGUUGCUUGCAUCAGAGAUGGCCCUGAAACAAAAUAGGCAGCCUGCAGAGUUCUUCUGCAAAACUCUCACAGCUAGUGACACUAGCACACACGGUGGAUUCUCUGUACCUCGCCGGGCUGCUGAGAAGAUUUUCCCACCUCUAGAUUUUUCUAUGCAACCUCCUUGUCAAGAGUUGAUGGCUAAAGAUUUACAUAAUCAAACAUGGACCUUCAGACAUAUUUAUCGAGGACAGCCAAAAAGACACUUGCUGACUACCGGUUGGAGUGUUUUUGUUAGCUCAAAAAGAUUAUUUGCUGGUGAUUCUGUUCUAUUUAUAAGAGACGAGAAGUCACAUCUUCUGUUAGGUAUACGAAGAGCAAACAGACAGCAGCCUGCACUGGCGUCGUCUGUUAUUUCCAGUGACAGCAUGCAUAUUGGAAUUCUUGCUGCUGCAGCUCAUGCUGCUACUAAUAACAGUCCAUUUACCAUCUUUUAUAAUCCGAGGGCUAGUCCAGCUGAGUUUGUAGUUCCCUUGGCUAAGUAUAAUAAAGCUAUGUACACCCAAGUUUCUCUUGGCAUGCGCUUUAGGAUGAUGUUUGAAACUGAGGAGUGUGGUGUACGUAGAUAUAUGGGUACUAUAACAGGGAUCAAUGACCUUGAUUCGGCGCGAUGGAAAAACUCUCAGUGGCGUAACCUCCAGGUUGGCUGGGAUGAAUCUACCGCUGGUGAUCGACCAGGUCGAGUCUCCAUUUGGGACAUAGAGCCUGUUGUUACUCCCUUCUACAUAUGCCCUCCUCCAUUUUUCAGACCAAAGUUUCCUAAGCAACCAGGAAUGCCAGAUGACGACUCUGAUAUGGACAGCAUAUUCAAGAGAGGUAUGCCCUGGCUUGGCGAUGAAUAUGGCAUGAAAGAUGUUCCCAGCUCAAUAUUUCCUGGUUUGAGUUUAGUCCAGUGGAUGAACAUGCAACACAAUAAUCAAGUUCCUGGUGCACAACCUGGGAUUUUUCCAUCUAUGCUAACCGCAUCUGCCAUGAAUGGUGGCCUUGGUACUGAUGAUCCUUCCAAGCUGUUGAACUUCCAAGCCCCGAAUAUGUCUAUGCCAAAUCUCCAGUUCAGCAAAGCUGUCCAACAGAAUCAAGUUGGUCAAUUGCAGCAACAAUCUGCGAAUUGGUCUCAACAGCAACAGCAACAGCUCCAGCAAUUGUUGCAGAAUCCUCUUAACUCGCAACAGCAGCAACAACAACAGCAGCCACAACAGCAGCCACAACAGCAACAAUCUCUGCAACAACAGCUGCAAAAACAACAAAUACAGCAGCAGCAACAGCAUCAGCAACAGCAACAUCAUCAUCAACAGUUACAGCAGCAACAACAACAACAGCAACAGCAACAGUUACAGCAGCAACAACAGCACCAGCAACAGUUACAGCAGCAACAACAGCAUCAGCAUCAGCAGCAACAACAACAUCAGCAACAUCAACAGCAGCAGCAGCAACAACAACAACAACAGCACCAACAGCAGCAAGCACAACCAGCAUCACAUCCUGCACCACAAAAGCAACAAAUACCUCAGUCAACAUUUGUAAAUAGUGGCCUCAUUUCUCCUAACCAGAACAUAAAUCAGAAUUUGCCGCAGUCUCCAAUGUUCUCUCAACUUCAUCACCAGCAACUGCUAGGUGGAAAUACCCAGGGCCCACCAAACCUUCCAGCUGAUUCUCUUCAUUUAACAUCUUUAACUCCAGAUAUGCAGUUUCAGCAGCAAACAGAACAGCAAAGUAAUGUUCUACAGAGGCUUCAGCAGCAGCAGCAGCAGCAGCAAGCACAAAUGCAACAGUCCUCCCAACAGUUACUUCAAGAGAGCCUAUCACAUAGGUCAUCACCUGCCUUACAGAGCCUCUCAGAGCAUCAGCUUCAACUUCAGCUGCUGCAAAAAUUACAGCAGCAACCUCAACAGCAUUCACAGCAGCAACAACAUCAACAGCAUUCACAGCAGUCACACCCUAUGCUGUCUCCUAUUAGUUCUCAUAGCCAUCCUCAAGUAACAACACAACAACACACUGCUCAAUCAAACCAACAUUUGCAGCAGCGUCCUUCGUCUCAAUAUCAGCCAACACAACAAGUGGGUGUGGGUGUGGGUGUGGGUGUGGGUGUGGGUGUAAGCUCUAUCUCCACAUCUCCGCUUAUGAAUUCUCCAGCAGUUUCAGCAGUCCAACUUCAGGGAAUGCAGAAAACAGGGGGGAUUGUAAGAUCAUUAUCUGGCCCAACUGAUGGAGAUGCUCCAUCUUGUUCAACUUCACCUUCUACAAACAAUUGCCAGAUUCCCCAUUCAAACUUCUUGAAUCGGAACCAGCAAGCGCGGAACAUGCUAGUCGAGCAUUCAAUUACUGAGCCUAGUAGUAAUAUGGUACAGGAUCUUCAACAAGAGAAGUCUGAUAUGAGAAUCAAGAAUGAAAUUUCAACCUCAAAAGUAAUAGAACCCCCUAGAAUUAACGGUGGCAUCAUCACUGAUCCGUUGGAAGCUUCCUCUUCUGUUACUUCAUAUGGGUUGGAUGCUAGUGGACUUCACCAGAAUCUAUCACUUCCAAGUUUUGGGUUGGAUGGUGAUGUUCAGUCCCAUCCAAGGCAUAAUAGUCUUCCUAUUUCAACCGCCAUGGAUGAUUUGACAACUGAUAGCUUUUUGUCAAGGGGUUUUGAUUCAGGGAAGGAGCUCCAUAACUUGCUUUCUAGUUACAAUGGUGCUCCUACUCCUAGAGACAUUGAAACAGAAUUAUCUGCUGCUGGUAUGAGCCCACAAUCAUUUGGGGUUCCAAAUAUACCUUUCAAGUCGGGUUGCUCAAAUGAUGUAGCAGCAAUUAACGACCCUGCUGGUUUGGGUGGUGGGAUGUGGCCAAGUCAGGCUCCACGUAUGAGGACAUAUACAAAGGUACAAAAGCGUGGGUCAGUUGGUAGAUCGAUUGAUGUUACCCGUUAUAAGGGAUACGAUGAGCUCAGGCUUGAUCUUGCUCGUAUGUUUGGCAUUGAAGGACAAUUGGAAGAUCCUCAAAGAACAGAUUGGAAACUGGUCUACGUAGAUCAUGAAAAUGACAUUCUACUCGUGGGAGAUGAUCCAUGGGAUGAAUUUGUGAACUGUGUUCUAAGCAUAAAGAUAUUGUCAUCGGUUGAAGUGCAACAAAUGAGUUUGGACGGAGAUUUGGGUAGUGGACCAAUCCCGAAUCAAGCGUCUAGUGGUGCUGACAGUGACAAUGCCUGGAGAGGAUAUGAUGACCAUUCCGCUGCCUCAUUCAACCGUUAAAACUGCCUGUGAAAUCUUCUUCGGUUAUUGUUGGGUUGGAACACGGGCAAAAUGGUCACUGUCAUCAACCAGAAGAUACAACAAUAUGCAAUACCCAUAAUAACCUGAAAACAUGAAUGUAACUUAGAUAAAUCACUCAUUUUUGAGCUAUAGAUUGAGCUCAUACUCCCACUUUUAUUUUAUAUACUCCAACCUCCAUAUUGAGCUAGGGGAAGGAAGUUAAAUUAUGGGUCCUUAGGUUAUAGGAAAGUACGGACCAGGUUAAUUGUUUUCAAGGCAACCUUUCUGUAAAGCUAGUGUACGUUGUAAUAGAAGAUAUAUAGUUUUGUACUGUAGUAGUUACUGACAAAGGAAAGGGGGUGGUGUGUGAACUUCAUGUCAACCCUUGUAGUUUUAUCACUUGUGAUAGAUAUGGCUAUGUAAAUGCUAUUUAUUGAAUUAAAGCAGAUUUAGAUUUUGAUGUA